GGCUCCUCCCCAGCCGCCCUGCCGCCAGCAUGAGAGAGAGAGGAAUAGAAAUCGCUUGGAAGGGAGCUAGUGAAAAAAUAAAGGGUCAGAAAAUGGAGCUGCAGUAAUUUUCUGAAAGUAGAACUAAAUUGGUGGAAUCAAUCAUUAUUUCUGAUGUGAAGACUUCAUCACUGACAUCUGUAUGUUCAUUUGUCAGCCUCCAAGAAAUAAUACAGCUCAUCAGUGGCGAUAACUGCUUUUGGUGUACACAGACAUUUAUUUGAAAAAACAAAUAAACAAAAAACCCCAACAGACAAAACCCAAUAAACCUUUUGAAGACUUGUGUCAAAUGACGUCAAUGGCCAGUUUGUUCUCCUUUACUAGCCCAGCUGUAAAGCGUCUGUUGGGCUGGAAACAAGGAGAUGAAGAGGAAAAAUGGGCAGAAAAAGCUGUUGACGCUUUGGUAAAAAAGCUGAAAAAGAAAAAAGGUGCUAUGGAAGAACUGGAGAAAGCCUUGAGCAGUCCAGGACAGCCCAGCAAGUGUGUUACUAUCCCCCGCUCUUUAGAUGGACGACUUCAAGUUUCUCACAGAAAAGGCCUUCCCCAUGUAAUUUACUGUCGUGUUUGGCGUUGGCCUGAUCUACAAAGCCAUCAUGAGCUGAAGCCAUUGGAUAUUUGUGAAUUUCCUUUUGGAUCUAAACAGAAGGAAGUCUGCAUCAAUCCAUACCACUAUAAGAGGGUGGAGAGCCCAGUUCUACCUCCAGUGUUAGUGCCUAGACAUAGUGAAUUCAAUCCACAGCACAGUCUACUAGUUCAGUUUAGGAACCUAAGCCACAAUGAACCACAUAUGCCACACAACGCGACAUUUCCAGAUUCUUUCCAGCAACCCAACAGCACUCCAUUUUCCAUUUCGCCAAACAGUCCUUAUCCACCUUCUCCAGCCAGCAGCACUUACCCAAGCUCCCCAGCUAGCUCUGGACCAUCUAGUCCAUUUCAGCUACCGGCUGAUACUCCACCUCCUGCAUAUAUGCCCCCUGAUGAUCAAAUGGGACAGGAUAAUUCUCAGUCUAUGGACACAAGCAAUACAAUGAUCCCUCAAAUCAUGCCAAAUAUAUCUACCAGAGAUGUUCAGCCUGUUGCCUAUGAAGAACCCAAACACUGGUGUUCGAUUGUGUAUUACGAAUUAAAUAAUCGUGUUGGGGAGGCUUUUCAUGCAUCUUCUACAAGUGUCUUAGUAGAUGGGUUUACAGAUCCCUCCAAUAAUAAAAACAGGUUCUGCUUAGGUUUGCUCUCAAAUGUUAAUCGCAACUCAACAAUUGAGAACACUAGACGACAUAUUGGAAAAGGAGUUCAUCUCUACUAUGUUGGUGGGGAAGUCUAUGCUGAGUGUUUAAGUGAUAGCAGCAUAUUUGUACAGAGCAGGAACUGCAACUACCACCAUGGCUUUCAUCCAACAACUGUAUGCAAGAUUCCUAGUGGAUGCAGUCUGAAAAUUUUUAACAAUCAGGAGUUUGCUCAGCUUUUAGCUCAGUCUGUCAACCAUGGAUUUGAAGCAGUAUAUGAGCUCACCAAAAUGUGCACCAUUCGAAUGAGUUUUGUAAAGGGCUGGGGAGCUGAAUAUCACCGACAAGAUGUCACGAGCACUCCAUGCUGGAUAGAAAUUCAUCUUCAUGGGCCCCUCCAGUGGCUGGAUAAAGUACUUACACAAAUGGGUUCUCCUCUUAAUCCCAUCUCAUCUGUUUCAUAGUGCUGAAAUUUUGUCUUCAGCCUUAUUUUUAGCGAACUUAUUCUAAUUCUAGAGAAACUUCCAGUGUGGAUACUGUGAGCUAUAUGGAGAAUGGAUCUUACGGUUUAACUUUUUUUUAAAUCCCUUUGUGACCAAUUCCAUUGUGUAUAGCUAAUCAGUUUUACAUUUCAAUUUGUUCUUGUGAUGCUUAAGUGACAGUUGAGCCCUAAGGGAAAAAAGUCUAUUGAAAAAUUCAGAACACUUUUCCCCUCCUUCAAGUAGAACUAAACAGGCAUAUGUCUUAACUGGAAAAUUUUUUUUAGUUUUGUCCUGUAGGGACAAGAAUUAUGAAGACUGACUUCAGAAAAUAAAUACAUAUCAUAGUUUGGGAUUUUUUUUAACGUUUAUGAAACUGUUUGAACAUGUGCAGCUCCAGCUUGCAAGCUGUAUUUUUAGCGUAGUUUAACAUCUUAAGGUUGACAUCUGUCAUAAGCAAAAUUAGACUUUAUUACGGCUAAUUUGCCUCAGAUUGAACAAUGUGAUUUUUUUUAAGUGUACACAUGAAAUAUACUUUUUACAAAUAUUGCAGAGGUGUAAAAACACUUGUAUUGUCUAUUGGAAAAUGCUGUCAUAAACACACUGUAUAUUAAUGCAGAAUAGCGGUUCUUAGCCUUUUCCCACUUCAGUUUUGUAAUAGCUCUUUUAACCACCGUUUUAAAUAGUAAUUGAUACAAGGUAAACAUCUUGCACGUUUCUGGAGUAGUAAUUCUUGUUUUGCUUUGAUUUACACUCAUGCCGUUUGGAUUUGGUUGCCAAGGCUAUUUCUUUUUAGGUACCCUUCUCUAUUUUAACAUAAACACUACUAUUUGUAAAUAGCAGUGCUUACUACUUUUUGGAAGGAAUAAGUUUUUUGUUUUCUUUUUGGUGUUCUAGCUGUUUAUUUUGCCUGUCUGGAGUUGAUCUGUGUUAGGCCUUUUAAUCUCUCAGUAGACAUUACGCAGUAUUAGUGAUUACACUGUAUUUAAUUCACUUUCAGUAUGAGUUUGAGUCUCUUUGAAGACUGUGAGUGGCUUAGCAAAUUAGUAACUGAAUGCAGAAGCUUUUACUUCCAGAUCAUGUAAUUUAAUACAGACCUGUUGGUAAUGACCAAAAGUAAUCACUUCUUUGUAGCCUACAUGAAACAGUGGUCUUGAUCCUGUCCCUGAUGGCAGGUGUUCAAUCAGAAGACUCGUAACUGUAGUUGGCAGCUUGAUGGGAUUGAAGGACUGCAUUAAUAUGAUGAUGAAAUUUCUCUCUCACAUGUAAAGAAUCCUGUUGCCUGUGCUGUUGUAUUACUCAGUAGAGAAUUUAAACACUGUACUAAACACUAAAAGAAAUCAGUUAACGUAUGCAUACUUUUCCCCUUUAAAUAAUUAAAAAAGGAGGCUGAAAGAAACAUUCUAAGAGAAUUAGAAGUGAAUUAUAUACAAAAUUUCUUUGCAUGCUGAAAAAGACUUGUUGUAUUUUUUAACUUCCCACCCUCCUUUUACUCUUUCCCGAACACUUCUUCAGAAAAGGGUUCAGUGUUUGGGGGAGAGGCUGAAAACUCUAAAAUGCAAAUACUUAUUAAAAGAUGUGUUGCAGUUAAUUACUGCAAUCCUGAGACAUUGAUUGCUUACACAAGUUCUUGUGUCGUCUGUUGAAUGACAGUUUCUGCUCAAAUGUGGAAAUCAUGCAUCAUAUGGUACCUAAGUAACAAAUGAUCUUAAAGGAAUAAAAUUGUUUACGUGUCAUUAAAAUGUUUCUUAUGAAAUGCCUUAAAGGAAUAAACUGUAACACUUCUGCAGAACCCU
Aptenodytes forsteri (emperor penguin) is the source of this 3537-nucleotide messenger RNA. RefSeq names its product SMAD family member 5 (gene SMAD5). The transcript is spliced from 7 exons. Gene Ontology annotation, molecular function: RNA polymerase II cis-regulatory region sequence-specific DNA binding; I-SMAD binding; DNA-binding transcription factor activity, RNA polymerase II-specific. Gene Ontology annotation, biological process: anatomical structure morphogenesis; BMP signaling pathway; transforming growth factor beta receptor signaling pathway. The coding region runs from base 329 to 1726 and encodes 465 amino acids. NCBI's taxonomy places the organism in Eukaryota, Metazoa, Chordata, Aves, Sphenisciformes, Spheniscidae. The record is from RefSeq and is a predicted model, not a curated record. Gene Ontology annotation, cellular component: heteromeric SMAD protein complex.